Molecule: messenger RNA, 1454 nt
Organism: Colletotrichum scovillei
Lineage: Eukaryota; Fungi; Ascomycota; Sordariomycetes; Glomerellales; Glomerellaceae
Exons: 1
Coding region: 131-1444 (437 amino acids)
Source: RefSeq, a predicted model, not a curated record
GUCGUUGAGAACCACUUUCACCGUGGUUUCCACGUUGAAUAAGGACAAUCUCCCAAUCUCUCCGCUGGACUGAUUGAUCAUCACAAGAACGGUUUAUUCGAUCUCACUGAAUCAGCAAGGCAAUCCCAUCAUGGCUAACGAAGCAACACCAACCGCCAUUUUGUGGGACUGGGAUCAGUCAGAUCUCACAGCAGCCAUCGAGGACAUGCGACGACUGGUGGGCAACGUAUCACAUCUUGCCGCCACCAAAGACGUCACACUGCGCGGUGUCAGGGCGGCGAAGGAUUCUCAGGCCGCAUUACUUGCAAAAAGUCUCACUUCAAGCGAUAAAGCUACAAUCAAAUCGUGGAUCACUGAGUCCCGCCUGCCGACCGAACGAACUGAGGCACUCUUACAGGAACCAGAGGUUUCGCUCGCACAUAACACCGCCAUCCUGUUAUCGCGGCUCCCAGCUCUCAAGACGCUUGAGGUGCAGACCUAUGACCGGAACGACCACGACGAAUGGACACAAUCCCGCCCACCCGGGGAUGGUUUCUUGAAUCUUUUGAGCCAAUUAGUCGCUUCGAACUCUAUUGCAGGCUCUUCUUUCAGCAAUGUGGAAAUAAUCAAGGUUUUAGUUCCAACCCCUGACGGAGAUUCAGCAAACGAGUUCAACUUUUACGUCUACGCUGAGAAUAUUCUCCCCUUCUUUUACCUUCCGCAAGUUCGAACUCUUGAGCUUCAUCGAGUGGAAGAUGGAGGGCAAUCAAUCAUCUGGCCUGCUCCUCAUCCGAAGCCAUCUGCAGCUACACUGGAAGAGCUGGUUCUGAGCAGAUGCCAGCUCUCCGAGGAGAACGUUGGCCAACUCUUGCAAGCUUCCCCGAAUCUCAAGACAUUCCGUUGCGAAUACGUUAUUGACGCUGAGUACGCGUCUGACUGGGUAGACUUGGAGGCACUGAGGAGUUCGCUCGACACACUGAAAGCAUCACUCGAAGAGCUCUCCUUUGCUCUGACGCUAUGGACGUCCACGGCCAUCGAUUGCGGCGAAGUCGGGCCCUGGGGAAUCCGCGGCUCAUUCGCGUCACUCAAGGACUUCUCGCGACUAACUCGUCUCUCCAUCUCUCUACCGGUACUCCUCGGCUGGGAAACAAAAGGCUCGUCAAAGCUGGUGGAUGUACUCCCCGAGGGCCUCCAGGCUUUGACUAUCACCAACGAAAUGUUCUUCUGGUGGCAUUAUCGAUGGGACGACCUCGAUUGGGAGGAAGAUGACCCGGUGGUUCCCAUGUGGCAGUCACUUGAGGCCAAGAUUGUCGAGUAUCUGGACAGCCGGCCCCGACACUUGAAGGAACUGAAGUUGGAGAUUUCAAUGGUUGGCGAGGAGCAACGGGCAGAGGAGAUGAAGGCCAACUUGAUCGGCAAAGGAUCUGAAGCUGGAAUAACUGUCACCGUAGAGUUGAAGCCAUAGAUAGGCAAGG